CGCGGAGCGCGGGAAACGGCGAGGGUCCCCGCGCGCGCCGUGGGCUUCCGGUCCGGCUGGGUACCGCCCGGCCAAGGGAAAGAUGCCUGCAACCCAAAAGCCAACGCGAUACGGCCACACGGAGGGUCACACGGAAGUCUGCUUUGAUGACUCUGGCAGUUGCAUCGUGACUUGUGGCAGUGACGGAGAUGUGAGGAUUUGGGAGAGUUUGGACGAUGACGAUCCGAAGUCGAUCAACGUGGGAGAAAAGGCUUAUUCUUGUGCUCUGAAGAAAGGGAAACUGGUCACCGCAGUGUCUAACAAUACCGUUCAGAUUCAUACGUUUCCCGAAGGCGUUCCAGAUGGCAUCUUGACUCGGUUCACAACAAAUGCGAAUCACGUCGCCUUCAAUCGGGAUGGAACCAAAAUCGCGGCCGGAUCUAGUGACUUCCUGGUCAAAAUCGUGGAGGUGGUGGACAGCAGCCAACAGAAAACACUCCGAGGACACGACGCCCCCGUCUUAAGCGUCGCCUUCGAUCCCCAGGACGUCUUUCUGGCGUCGGCAAGCUGCGAUGGGACCGUUCGAGUCUGGAACAUUUCAGAUCAGAUAUGUUCCGCGAGUUGGCCUCUGCUACAGAAAUGUAACGACGUGAUAAAUGCCAAAUCCAUCUGCAGACUUGCGUGGCAGCCCAAACACGGGAAAUUUCUGGCGGUUCCUGUGGAGAAGACCGUGAAGCUGUACAGAAGAGAAACUUGGAAUAAUCCAUUUGAUCUUUCCGACGACUUCAUCUCUCAGACGCUGAAUGUGGUCACCUGGUCUCCCUGCGGCAGGUUUAUAGCAGCAGGAAGCGUUAACGGUGGUCUCGUCAUUUGGGACGUGGAGACCCGGGCCUGCGUGGAGAGGAUAAGACACGAGAAGGGCUAUACAAUCAGCGGCCUGGCCUGGCACCCUAGCCGGGGCCAGAUAGCUUACACCGAUGCCGAGGGGAACCUGGGACUGUUGGAGGACGUCGGCGAGACCGAGAGAAAGAAAUCGAGCGUUAAGGCCCCCGGUGCAGCGGAAAAGGAUUACAGCGAUCUCUUCGACGGGGACGGCGACGGGGACGAUUUCCCCAGCGAAGACCCAGCGGGGUCCCGGUCCACCCCCAAAAGGGGGAUGGACGACGACGAAGAAGACGACACGGACCUGACGCCGGCUCCAAGUCACCUCCGGCAUCGGAGUACCUUUCUGGAGGACGAUGAAAACUCGGCCGACGGUCUUUUGCCGAGCACCGGUUUCCAUCCCGACCGGGAGGGAGAGGACGGCGACCGGGCAGGGGAUCCGCGACGCCGGCCAUCCUACGACGGACCGCUGCCGACCCCCCGGCAAAAGCCAUUCCAGUCCGGCUCAACUCCCUCCCACCUCACUCACCGCUUCAUGGUGUGGAAUUCCAUCGGGAUCAUCCGCUGCUAUAACGACGAGCAGGAUAAUGCCAUAGAUGUGGAAUUUCAUGACGCUUCCAUCCACCACGCAACCCAUUUGUCCAACGGUCUUAACCACACCCUCGCCGCUCUUUCCCACGAGGCCAUUUUGUUGGCGUGUGAGAGCACGGAGGAACUCGCGAGUAAGCUUCACUGCCUGCAUUUUAGUUCCUGGGAUUCAAGCAAAGAAUGGACAGUAGACAUGCCGAAGGGCGAGGAUAUUCAGGCCGUCUGUCUGGGUCAGGGCUGGGCCGCGUCUGCCACGAGCACCUCCCUCGUUCGAAUUUUCACCGUCGGAGGCAUCCAGAAAGAGAUCUUCAGCCUUCCCGGCCCCGUGGUGUCAAUGGCGGGACACGGAGAGCAGCUCUUGAUCGUCUAUCACAGAGGAACUGGUUUUGAUGGGGAUCAGUGCCUGGAAGUCCAACUCCUGGAACUGGGAAGCAAGAAAAAGCAGAUUUUGCACGGAGAGCCUCUUCCCCUUUCGAGGAAAUCCUAUCUGACGUGGAUUGGCUUUUCGGCAGAAGGGACUCCUUGUUCGGUGGAUUCCGAGGGCACGGUGAGGAUGCUAAACAGAAGCUUCGGAAACACCUGGGCACCGAUAUGCAGCACCCGGGAACACUGCAAAGGAAAGUCCGAUCAUUAUUGGGUCGUCGGGAUUCACGAAAACCCCCAGCAGUUGAGGUGCAUUCCUUGCAAAGGAUCUCGGUUUCCUCCUACACUUCCACGGCCUGCGGUAGCGAUUUUGUCAUUUAACCUUCCUUACUGUCAUAUUGCAACAGAGAAAGGUCAAAUGGAGGAACAAUUUUGGCGUUCGGUCUUGUUUCGCAACCACCUAGACUACUUAUCCAAAAACGGCUACGAGUUUGACGAAAACGCCCAAAAUCAGGCCACGAAGGAACAGCAAGAACUCCUGAUGAAAAUGUUUGCACUUUCGUGCAAACUGGAACGUGAAUUCCGCUGUGUGGAACUCGCUGGGCUGAUGACCCAAAACGCCGUGAGUUUGGCCAUUAAAUAUGCCUCUCGUUCUCGGAGAUUAAUGUUAGCCCAGAGGCUCAAUGAGUUGGCUGUGGAGAAAGCGGCUGAAUUGGCAGCAGCGGAGGAGGAGGAGGAGGGAGAGGGUGAGCAGCAGGAGGAUUUCCGAAGCAAGCUGAAUGCCGGCUACAGUAGCACGGACACGGAGUGGCGCCUACCCCAGUCCAGAAGCCACCGGCCAGAGGAAGAGGGAGAAGACCGUGACGAAACCGGGGAGGUCGAAGAAGUGGAAGAGAAACCAGAAUUGCCUAGGAAUCGACAGAAUCCAUUCUGUAAAGGCGUAGAGUCACCCGAAGCACCGGCUGUCAAAUCAGGUGCGAUUAUAUCCAGCAACCAAGGACGAGUGAAUCCCUUCAAGGUGUCAGCCGGUGCUAAAGAAGCAGCCCCUCCUGGAAAUGGCAUCCGGUCCUCGAACAUUUUAGACAACAUGAACAAACUGUCCCGGAAAUCGACCGCCGCCGCUCGGACCGCAAGCAAGGAGAAACCUCUGGUCAUAAAGCCCCUCGCCCCGAAGCCGAAGUCCAAGCAGGCCCUGGCUGCCAAUUUUUUCCACACCCGCACCCCUAAAACGGACACGGCAGCGGAGGCGGGAGAAGAAAAGUCCGAAAAUCCGGUAUCCGAGAGUCCAGCGGUUCCCCCCGAGAGCGUGGAGACCAAAAGACCCAGGACAGGCUUCCAGAUGUGGCUUGAGGAGAACAGAAAAGACAUCUUGGUCGAUAAUCCUGGUUUGUCAGAAGAAGCGGAUAUUAUAAAAGAAGGCAUGAGUCGGUUUAGAAUGCUGUCAAGUGAAGAGAGGAUGGGAUGGGCAGACAAAGCCAAAGGAGGAACUGCAGGCGAUGAAGCCGAAGCAAAGAAACGGAAACGUCCAGCUGGCGAGAACAUCGAGCCAGUGAGCCCGAAAGAGACAUCGAAGGAGAACCCGAGUUUGCCCAAAAAGCGGAAACCUCUAGACCUCUCCGCCAGUCAGAAGCUCUCAGCCUUUGCGUUUAAGCAGGAUUAAAUCCAAGAGUCGACGGCGUUCCUGUCAAAACACUUUUGAAAAAUCCGUCCUUCCUGCGGGAAGCGUGGUAAUGUAUGUUGAGAGGAAUCUGUAAAAGCGACUGCUUCAGAGCUGUCAUUUUUCAGCAGUGUUGUGGAAACUGCUGAGAUAUCUCAUCAUAUUUAAGAAUCCGGAUGCAGAUUCUUCCGAGCGGGAUCUGAAGUGAUCCGUAAAUAUAUCAUGUUGUAGAUAAAUCCCUUUUGCAUUGUUUCUCUGCUUUUAAAGUUUUCCAGGCGUUCAAACCUCCAGUGCAUCUGGCAAACACCAGCUGUAAAAAAAAAAAUAAAUAAAAGUGUCGAUAUUGCAAACUGA
Molecule: messenger RNA, 3823 nt
Organism: Ornithorhynchus anatinus (platypus)
Lineage: Eukaryota; Metazoa; Chordata; Mammalia; Monotremata; Ornithorhynchidae
Gene: WDHD1
Product: WD repeat and HMG-box DNA binding protein 1
Exons: 26
Coding region: 83-3472 (1129 amino acids)
Biological process (GO): DNA repair; mitotic cell cycle; DNA-templated DNA replication
Cellular component (GO): nuclear replication fork
Molecular function (GO): chromatin binding; protein binding
Source: RefSeq, a predicted model, not a curated record